This is a messenger RNA of Malaclemys terrapin pileata, 6580 nucleotides long. It is a transcript of the gene USP28, whose product is annotated as ubiquitin specific peptidase 28. Gene Ontology annotation, molecular function: cysteine-type endopeptidase activity; protein binding; cysteine-type deubiquitinase activity. NCBI's taxonomy places the organism in Eukaryota, Metazoa, Chordata, Testudines, Emydidae. The record is from RefSeq and is a predicted model, not a curated record. The transcript is spliced from 27 exons. Gene Ontology annotation, cellular component: cytosol; nucleus. The coding region runs from base 872 to 4255 and encodes 1127 amino acids. Gene Ontology annotation, biological process: protein deubiquitination; DNA damage checkpoint signaling; regulation of protein stability.
CUCGGGCGGCGGCGGCCGAGCGGGGCCCGGGAUGACGGCGGAGCUGCAGGCCGAGGCCGAGGCGGGCGCCGCCGAGAGCCAGGGCACGCUUUUUGAUGGAAGUGCCUUAAACCUAAGUGUGAAUAUUCGUCUCGACUGGUUGGACUGAAAUCAUUUGUGAUGUCUUUAUUUUCUUCCCCACACCUGUGCAUCUGAGAAGGAAAUGGACACAGCUUUCAUAACACCUUGACUAUGGAGCUUCAUGUGUCUGGUGAAGAUCUUGCUUGGAAGUGACUACCCAAGUGCACCCCUGUAUUCACACCCUACACAUGGUUGUAAUAAUCUUUGUUCACAAUAUGGCUUGUAAGAUAUCAUUUGAAAACCAAUAACCUGCUGGUCAGUAAUAUCAUGGUGAAAUGUAUCUGACAACGUUAUAUGUAAAGUUAUGAACGUAAGCUAAAAUCAUGAUUGAAGUGUGUUUACCAGACAAAUUUGGGGAGUGAGUAAACCUGUUUCUCAAAGACAAAAGACAAAGCUGAUGCUUCUAGCCAGCUGUCAUCAAAGCUGAUGGGCCAUCAUUUAUCAGCUGGUCAUUCUUUGGCAAGGAAAGGGGGCAGAAACAAAAAGAUCAGAAUCGUAGCAAAUACUAUGGAACCUCUUUCACCACCAGGUUUCUUGACUCCAUCCUCACAGCAGGAAUGAACUUUAACUAGGGGUAACCCUCAGGAAAAUGCUUUUCAAAGGUGAGGGGCAAAACACCCCAAAUUAUCUUUCCCUAUCUAUCUCUCACCUUUUCACCCAAAAGGCAAAAGAAACAGCCAUUGGACUUUGGGAGCAGAUCCUGGCCUGAGAAUUUGGUCAGCAAUGUUGCUGGAAGCAUGUGAAUUGCCAAAUGCUCUUAAACCGCUUGGGAGAAAUCACAGGAAUUCAGGAUCCCUCGUUCCUUCAUGCAGCCCUGAAGGCCGCAAAUGGUGACCUAACAGAUGCAGUCAACUUCCUCACUGAGGAGUGUGUUAAAGAGCCAGGCCAGGAAGCAGUCGCUGUGGAACCAUCUGACUGUGAAGGGAGUGCUGUGGGCAAAGAGCAACCCACCAAUGUGAUUGAUCUAACUCCUGAUAACAAAGAUGACCUCCAGGCAGUUAUUGCUCUCAGCUUCCUGGAGUCUCUGGAAGUUCAAGCAGUGGAAAGAGAUGCUAACAGGGCCCACAAAGCAAAUGCUGCUGAAAACAAAAAUCGCUCCAAAAGGAAACGGUGUGAAGUCUGGGGAGAGAAUCCCAAGCAGAAUGACUGGAGGAGAGUGGAUGACUGGCCUGUUGGCAUGAAGAACAUUGGAAAUACCUGCUGGUUUAGUGCAGUCAUUCAGUCUCUCUUCCAGCUGCCGGAAUUUCGUAGGCUGGUCCUUAGUUAUUCUCUCCCGCAAAGCAUGCUUGAGAAUUGUCGAAGUCGCAGUGAAAAGAGAAAUAUUGCAUUCAUGCAGGAACUUCAGUGUCUCUUUGCUUUAAUGCUGGGGACACAUCGUAAAUUUGUAGACCCCACUGCAUCACUGGAACUUUUAAAAGGCGCAUUUAAAUCAGCUGACGAACAGCAGCAAGAUGUGAGCGAAGUCACACACAAGCUUCUGGAUUGGCUAGAGGAUGCAUUCCAGCUGUCCGUGAAUGUAAACAGCCCUCGAGACAAAUCAGAAAACCCAAUGGUGCAACUCUUCUAUGGGACUUUCUUGACUGAAGGGGUCCAUGAGGGCAAGACCUUUUCUAAGAUAGAGACCUUUGGCCAGUAUCCCCUUCAGGUAAACGGUUAUCGGAACUUAAACGAAUGUUUGGAAGGGGCCAUGGUAGAAGGGGAGAUUGAGCCACUACCUUCUGAUCAAUCAGUGAAGUAUGGACAAGAGCGUUGGUUUACAAAGCUCCCUCCGGUGUUAACCUUUGAACUCUCCCGGUUCGAGUUCAAUCAGUCACUAGGGCAGCCAGAGAAGAUUCACAACAAGCUAGAAUUUCCCCAGAUUAUUUAUAUGGACAGGUAUUUGUACAGCAGUAAAGAGAUUAUUCAAAAGAAGAGAGAGGAGAUGAGGAAGUUGAGGAAGCAAAUAGCAGUUCUUCAGCAGAAAUUGGAAAGAUACAUGAAAUAUGGCUCUGGCCCAAGCCGCUUCCCAUUACCUGACAUGCUACAGUAUGUUCUUGAAUUUGCCAGUACAAAGCUACCUUUAGUUGUUCCCUCUGCUCAGGACUCUCAGAUGACUCCUGCACAGUCCCCAGCUGAGAGCUGUGGUCUGAAUGAACCUCUGCAGCAAAAUAGUGUAUUAGAAACAGAAAGUACUGAGAACACUGAAGGUGCAGCAUCCACUCUGAUAAACCCUCCGUCCCAGGAAGAAUUAAUGAGCAAGCUGCCCCAGCCCUCCUGUUUACCAGCAGAAAUGCCUGAAUGCCCAGCUCCUUGUGUGGUCACUGAGGAGGAGAUGAGCCUAGUUAGGACGUGCCUGCAGCGAUGGAGGAGCGAGAUUGAGCAGGACAUCCAAGAUCUGAAGGACUGUAUUACCAGAAUCAACCAAUCCAUUGGUCAAAUGUAUGGUGACCCUGUCCUCCGUCAGGUUCCUUAUCGCUUGCAUGCUGUCCUGGUUCAUGAGGGCCAAGCAAAUGCCGGUCACUACUGGGCCUACAUAUACGACCAGCCCCGGAAGAGCUGGCUCAAAUACAAUGACAUCUCUGUGACAGAAUCAUCCUGGGAAGAACUGGAGAGAGAUUCAUAUGGAGGCCUGAGGAAUGCCAGUGCCUAUUGUCUGAUGUACAUCAAUGAUAAGCUGUCCCACUUUGUUGCAGAUGCUGCUGCUGAUGCAGAAACGGGACAGUUUCAGAAAGAAGUAGAACUUCUGCCACCUGAACUCCAGAAUUACAUUCAAGAAGACAACUGGAGGCUUGAACAGGAGGUGGAGGAAUGGGAACAGGAGCAGUCCUGCAAGAUCCCUCAGAUAGAGCCUUCAGCUACUUCUGAAUCUCAGGAUUUCACUUCUGAAUCAGGACAAGACCAGUCCUCAGGCUGUGAACACAGCAUACGCUCGCUGUCCUCCGAACAUGCCAGGAUUGCAAAGGACCAGACUGCCCAGGCCAUUGCAAAUACAGCUGAUGCCUAUGAGAAGAACGGUGUAGAGGCUGCUCUGUGUGAGCCAAAGGAGGCAGAACCAACGAAGACCCAGCUGAGAGAAACAGCCCUUACAGUUCAGUCAGAACAGCAACAAGAUGCUAAAGGGACAGAGUCUGCUGCCCAGCCUAGCUCACAGGUCUCUGAAGUGGAGAUCCCCAGAGUGGGGAAGAUUCUGGUUAGAUCUGAUGCAGAUGGAUAUAAUGAGGAGGUGAUGCUUAGCCCAGCCAUGCAGGGUGUGAUCCUGGCUAUUGCUAAAGCCCGUCAGACAUUUGACCGGGAUGGGUCUGAAGCAGGGCUUGUUAAGGCAUUCCAUGAAGAGUACUCCAGACUGUAUCUGCUGGCCAAAGAGACCCCAACCCCUCACAAUGACCCCCGGCUGCAACACGUGCUCAUCUACUUCUUGCAGAACAAUGCUCCCAAGCAAGUAGUGGAGCGGACCCUCCUGGAGCAGUUUGCAGAUAGAAACCUCAGCUACGAUGAAAGGUCAAUUAGCAUUAUGCAAGUAGCACGAGCUAAGCUGAAGGAGAUUGGCCCUGAUGAUGUGAAUAUGGAGGAGUAUAAGAAAUGGCAUGAAGACUACAGUUUAUUUCGCAAGGUGUCUGUUUACCUGCUGACAGGGUUGGAACUCUACCAGAAUAGAAAGUACCAGGAAGCACUGACCUACCUGGUGUAUGCCUACCAAAGUAACACCUCCCUGCUCAUGAAAGGACCCAACCGAGGGGUGGAUGAAUCACUGAUUGCUUUAUACAGAAGAAAAUGCCUCUUGAAGCUGAAUGACAUGGCAGCGGCUUUGUUUGUAAGCCGUGCGGAGGCAGAUGUGUUGGAGGGCAUUAACAUCCUGAAUGAGCUGAUCAUCCCCUGUAUGCACCUCAUUAUCAAUAAUGACAUCUCCAAGGACGACCUGGAUGCCAUUGAGGUCAUGAGGAACCGCUGGUGCUCUUAUCUGGGACAAGAAGACAUGGAUGCCAACCUGCAAACGAAGCUGGGCGAACUGCUCCCCAGGCUCCUGGACUGCUCUGCAGAGGUCGUCAUUCUAAAAGAACCCCCGAAGAUCCGGCCCAACUCCCCCUACGACCUCUGCAGCCGCUUCGCAGCCGUGAUGGAGUCCAUUCAUGGGGCCGCACCUGUGACUGUCAAAUAAACUUCCAGCUUUCCAGCCCUAGAUGCGGUACAUAGGAACCCACCUAUUGCCGUAGUAUCCUGCUGUCAGACAACAUUCGAAUGGGAGAGGGAGGAGAAUAGGUAGAUAAAGACGAUUCAUAUCCAGAUGUAAACCAUGCUCUUGGUGUCGAUACAAAGGAAUGAAAAGCAGUAUUGCACUUAAGAUACAAUUGUCAAUGAGAAUGCGAAGGGCAGGAACCACUGUUGUAAGAUGGCACAAUAUAUGGCUGGCAGUAACAGCUGCUGCUCAUCUCCACAACAAUGAAAAAUGCACUGUCUCUCCAUUCCUUGCCCCUUUCUAAAAUGUCCCUCAGGCAAGAUACUUGGGACAGUGACAACAGCCGCACAAGAGAAUGGUUCAUUGACAAAUCAGUGACAUUUAUUAGCUUGGUUCUGGCAAACACAUCCACACCUUUCUAAAUUCUUAGCUGAAAGAGCUUAUAAAUCCAGAUCUUGGCAAAGUACGGCUGGCAGGAGUCUGAGUCGGGAGACUGAGAGACAGCGAGGAUUGAUGGCACACUGUGUAUGCAAGACAGGCAGUCAGUCAGUCAUGUGUGCAGAUACAUAUUUUAGUUGAUUGAAGUCAAACAGGAAGUUAAGUUGUCUCUUGUUUUUUUAACAGUCAAACAAAUAUGUCUUGUUUUGAGAUAGACAAAAGCAAUUAGUGACAGUGUACACAAUAUCACUGUGCUAAUAAUCAGUAACUGGUUAAAGAAAACAAAAUCCCCAAAGAGAAUUCCCCUCCCGGAUCUGACAAUAUUUCCUCCUCCACCCAAGGUUAUUGAUGAGAAAAUUGAGCAUUGGACACUAAGGAUAGCGUAAAAGCAGGGCCGGCUUUAGGCCAAUUCAACUGAUUCCCCUGAAUCGGGCCCCACCCCUAAGAGGGCCCCGCGCCCAAGCCCCGGUAUGGCGUACCGGCAAGAGCCGGUGUGCUGUACCUGGGUGGCCCGGCUUCCCCAGGGGGCAAUUUAAAGGGCCUGGGGCUCCCAGCAGAGGAUGGAGCCCCAGGCCCUUUAAAUUGCCACCGGAGCCCCACUGCUGGAGCCCUGGGGUAGGGCUUCGGAGCUCUGGGGGCUAUUUAAAAGGUCCAGGGCUCCCGUUGCUUCUACCGUCCCAGCCCUUUAAAUAGCCGCUGGAGCCCCACCGCUUCCCCAGGACUCCCGUGGCUAUUUAAAGGGCCAGGGCGGUGGAAGCAGGGGAGCCCCGGGCCCUUUAGAUAGCCCCCGAGCCCCGGGCUGCUGCUGCUACGCCAGUGGGGGAGGGAGGAGGAGGCGGCACUUACCGCACAUGGUGGGCUGUACCCGCACCCUCUGCCUGCAUCAGCCCUGCACCCCCUGCCGCACCCCCUGCCCUGUCUCCAGCCAGCCCUGCACCCCCUGCCCGCACCACCCCAGCACCCCCUGCCCUGUCUACAGCCAACCCGUGCCGCACCCCCCUGUCUCCCUGCCUGAAGCCAGCCAGUCCGCCCCACACACCCCUGUCUCCAGCCAGCCCCGGACUCCUUGCCCUGCCUGCAGCCAGACCCUGCCUCCAGCCAGCCUCAUGUCCAGUGGUGCCCUGAAGUUCCCAGGGCAGUAACCCUGCACACCUGCUUCAAUGAGGGGGGCAGGGAGCAGCUGGGACCCAAACAUGUGCACACCCUAGGGCGACAAGAUAGCAAGUGUGAAAGGGGGUUGGGGUAAUAGGAUCCUAUAUAAGAAAAAGACCCCAAAAUCGGGACUGUCCCUAUAAAAUCGGGACAUCUGGUCACCCUAGCACACCCCCAGGGAGUGGUGGGGACCCACACACGUGAAAAGGAGCUCAUUUCUAGUUCAGGCCCAUCUUUUUAAAAAAGAACUGUAGGUAGGGUUAACAUACAUAUGUAUUUUUCCGAAAUCGCCAUCCGGGACGUAUGGUAACCCUAUUGGUACAAAAAAUACAUACUGUGGCACAUCCCUUAAAUCAGAACUUUUUAUAGGGAACCGGUUGCUAAGAAAUGAAAGGCUUUUUUUUACAUGGUUUGUUUGGUUUUUUUUUUUUAGUCAUCCCUGCCGGGGCCCUGCUGAAAAUGUUUGAAUUGGGCCCUGCACUUCCUAAAGCCAGCCCUGCGUAAAAGCAUGUAUAUUUGUAUUUUUUUUGUAAAAAUGUGCUGGGGGAGUGAGGGGGAGAACCACAGUUGGACACUUUUUAAGGGCAGUCUGUGUUUUAUUUGAAUAGACAAAAUUGUUUAAACCAAAAUGUUCUGAAUAAAUGGGGAAGAGAAUUCCUAUUUGAUAGGACUAUGCAGGUUUUAUAAAUGUGCAAUAAAAACAUUUGUUUUAUUUUA